Penicillium argentinense is the source of this 1413-nucleotide messenger RNA. Its product is annotated as RPAP1 family protein. NCBI's taxonomy places the organism in Eukaryota, Fungi, Ascomycota, Eurotiomycetes, Eurotiales, Aspergillaceae. The transcript has a single exon. Gene Ontology annotation, biological process: transcription by RNA polymerase II. The coding region runs from base 1 to 1413 and encodes 470 amino acids. Gene Ontology annotation, cellular component: nucleus. The record is from RefSeq and is a predicted model, not a curated record.
AUGGCUUUCCCCGGCGAACGCUUUGCCCUCGACUUAGAGGAUGAUGUGCGAAUUCCUGAGAACCCUGCUCCCUCCCCCUUCGACUUGAUCGGUGAAAUCCGCGAACGAGAGCCCACCGCCGCCGAGCCGCCAGCCCCAACUCCCACCGCUUCGUCGACCGGUUUCCCCGCGCACCGUCGGCGCAACAAACCCUCGUCUUUCAAACAGCGCCGAGCAGAGCAAGCUGCCGCACCAAACCCAGCACCGACUCAACCGACCCCUGGGUCUCUGCAGGAUGACAAGAAGGCCAUUGGCGAGGAAAACCGCCGCCAUCUGGCGUCCAUGUCAGAUGCGCAGAUCGAGAAGGAACGCGAAGAGUUGAUGGCCUCAUUGGAUCCGGGCCUAUUGCAACGGUUCUUGCGACGUGCACGGGUCGAUGAUGAUACACAGGGAGAAUUCGAGAACAAGACCCCUUCAUCCAAUCCGCCAGCGGGUCUAGAAUCAAAACCAGAGCCUACAUCCAAAAAGAAAUCGGUCUCCUUGGAUGUCCCGCCCCAACCGGAGACAUCCAAAAAGCAAGAAGCUCCUAACCCACCCGCGUCAAACCCCGUAACAAACCUCCCACCGGGCCACGACGACCUCCCACCAACCCAAAUCCCCGCCGACCUCCACCCAGCCUCAGAAUACCCAACAACGAUGGACCCGUCGACAAUCGAGCGCUUCCACUUCCCCCAACCAACACAGCCAAUGCCAACCCUCGACCCAUCCUCGCCGAACUUUCUUGAUGAACUGAAAACCCACUACUUCCCCGAAAUCACGCACGACCCCACCGCUCUCUCCUGGCUUCAACCACCCUCCACAGAUAAAGAAGAUCCCGAAGCCGAAUCUGCGUACCACCCAUCUAGCAUCGCAGAGGGUGUCGUGCCAUCCGCCAUCCGCUUCUCUCUCCGCGGAACCAUCCUCUCACCGAGCACUUCUCUUUCUCUCCCCACAACGCUGGGCCUGCACCACCACGGUGACGACCCGCAUGCCGCGGGCUACACGGUUCCCGAGCUGGCGAUUCUCUCCCGCUCGACAUUCCCCGCACAACGCUGCAUUGCCUGGCAGGUUCUUGGCCGAAUUUUGUACCGGCUUGGAAAGGGCGAGUUCGGCGAGCGGGGCGGUCAGUUGUGCGAUGGAUUGUGGUUCGUCAUUGAGAAGGAAAAUGUAGUUGCGGGUAUGUUGGCCGAAGCAGAUGGUGCGGCGGGCUCUACAAUUGGUUCUGGGAAGAAUCAGUCUUCCAAUGGUGAUGAGAGAGGUUCUUUUCCCGUAGCCUCUGGUAUUGGAAAACAUGCUAGUGCGAGCGCGUGGGCGGUUGAAGGUGUUUGGUUGUGGCAGAAGGGUGGAGGUGGUGAUCGGGGUUUGUUGAAAGAGGGACAGCAUCGGCCUCUGUAG